AGUCUAGCCAGAGACAUGCAGGUGGCACUCUCUGUUUAUACUGUUACUCCUUUUAGGGUGGGUUCUCAUUAUAAAAAGUACCUUUCUUGUUCAUUUCAGAGAGUUUCUUCUGACGUUGUUGACCUUGUAUUCAAUGAAUACAUAGGGAAAGCAGAGAGCCGUGCUCAGGUGCGAGAUGGCCUUCUUGAUGCAAUAGGAGAUCAUGUGUUUACUUUCCCAGCCACUGAAGUGGCUAGAUACCAUAGAGAUGCUGGCCACCCAGUCUACUUCUAUGAAUUUCAACAUCAACCAAGCUCAGCCUCAGGUGUCGUACCAGAGUUUGUAAAAGCAGAUCAUGGAGAUGAGAUUGCAUUUGUCUUUGGAAAGCCAUUCUUAGCUGGGAAUGCUACAGAAGAAGAAAAUAAACUUAGCAGAACUGUUAUGAAGUACUGGACUAACUUUGCUAGAAACGGAAAUCCCAAUGGGGAAGGCUUGGUACAUUGGCCUCAGUAUGAUCUGGAUGAAAGAUACCUGGAAAUAGACCUCAUACAAAAGGCAGCAAAGAAACUGAAAGAAGACAAAAUGGAGUUUUGGGUACAGCUCACAAAACAGAUGAGCAGUGAAAGAAGGAGAGAACACACGGAUUUGUGAGAGCUGCAGGGGAUACAUUUUCC
Meleagris gallopavo (turkey) is the source of this 653-nucleotide messenger RNA. The record is from RefSeq and is a predicted model, not a curated record. NCBI's taxonomy places the organism in Eukaryota, Metazoa, Chordata, Aves, Galliformes, Phasianidae.